CUCGGCCGUUUUGGGUUCCUGGUUGGCCCGGCGGGAUGGUGGUUUAAGAUUUUGCCUUAACUACCUGCCAGGGCUAAUCUCCAGGGAGCGCCAGUCAUCCCCAGAGCUGCGGGAGUGCUCUGAUCCUAAGGUUCUUCCUGAUUCCUGGUAUGUAAGACAAGUGAAUCCUAUCCUGAGCCAUUGCACUCUAAGAUGUCCACCAAGUUGAGAGAACACGCAGCCUUGACUCCUGUGGUGCACACUCGAGAGGAGCAGGAGGGACUGAGAAUCGUGAAGGUAGAGGAAGAGGAGAACCAUGCUCGGGAGCAGAAGCCUCGCCAACUAGGGAAUGUGCACCCUUAUCAGGAACUUUUCCGCCAGUGCUUCAGGCAGUUCCGUUACCAGGCGGCCCCUGGACCUCGAGAGGCUCUGAGCCGGCUCCGGGAGCUCUGCCAAAAGUGGCUGCGGCCUGAGAUGCACAGCAAGGAGCAGAUCCUGGAGAUGCUGGUGCUGGAGCAGUUCCUGACCAUCCUGCCCGAGGAGCUGCAGGCCAGGGUAUGGGAGUAUCAUCCAAGGAGUGGAGAGGAAGUGGUGACUGUGCUGGAAAAUCUGGAGACAGAACUUGGAGACAAAGGACAACAGGUCCAAGCCAGUGCACAUUACAAACAAGAAGUGCUGUGGAAGGAAGUAGGACCUGUAAGCCUCGCAAAUCAGUCACUUAACAUCCAGCUGAAGUGUGAUCCUUGGGAGCAUUUUCCUCUGCAAGAGAAUGCAGGAGCUGAGACCAGGAAAAUGACUGGUGAAUUUGCUCCAAAGCAGAUUUCUGCAGAAAGGAAUUCAUUGGUUGCUUUCCAGGAUCCAAAGUGUGGAGAAACUUUUCAAUAUAGGGGUAAAUCAGAACAGCAAAAGGUCAACCCCAUGAGAGUAAAACGACACAAAUGUAAGGAGUGUGGAAAGGCCUUUGCUCAGAGUUCAGGGCUUGUUCGACAUUGGAGAAUUCACACUGGAGAGAAACCUUAUAAAUGCAAUCAAUGUGGAAAAGCCGUCAGUUAUAAAUCAGCCCUACUUUCACACCAGGAAAUUCAUAAUAAAAUAAAACGUUAUCAGUGUAAUGAAUGUGGGAAAGCCUUCAGUCAAAACACAGGCCUGGUUCUUCAUCAGAGGAUCCAUACUGGGAAAAGACCUUAUGGAUGUAAAGAGUGCGGUAAAUCCUUUAGUCAAAGUUCACACCUUAUUGGACAUCUGAGGAUCCAUACUGGAGAGAAACCCUUCAAAUGUAAUGAGUGUGAGAGGGCCUUCACUCAGAGGUCAGGACUCAUGGAACAUCAGAGAAGUCACACUGGAGAGAAACCAUAUAUGUGUAAGGAAUGUGGGAAAGCUUUCCGAGGGAGCACCAGCCUUACUCAGCACCUGAGGAUCCACACUGGGGAGAAGCCCUAUCAGUGUGAGGAAUGUGGACGAGCCUUCAUUCAGAGGUCAAGCCUUGUUCGUCAUCAGAGGAUCCACAGAGGGCAGAACAAGGGAAAACCUUAUCAGUGUAAAGAGUGUGGCAAAGGCUUCAGUCAGAAAUCAGGCCUCUCCCAACAUCUCAAAACCCACACUGGAGAAAAACCCCAUCAAUGUAAUAAAUGUGGCAGAUAUUUUAGUCAGAGAUCGGUUCUUACAAAGCAUCAAAGUCUCCACACUGGAAAGAAACCUUUUGAAUGUAUAUACUGUGGGAAAACCUUCCGCCAUAGUGCAGACCUCACUGAACAUAAGCAAUUCCACAACAAAGAGAAGCCUUAUGAAUGUAAUGAAUGUGGGAAAACCUUCAGGCAGCGUUCAAAUCUUACUGAGCAUCAGCGAAUUCACAGUAAAGAAAAACUCUAUGAAUGUAAAGUAUGUGGAAAAGCCUUCACUCAGUAUGCAGGACUUAACCAACACCGGAGAAUCCACACUGGAGAGAAACCUUUUGAAUGUCCUGUAUGUGGACGAGCCUUUAGCCGGAGCUCAGAACUUAUAAUACAUCACAGAAUUCACUCAGGGGAAAAACCCUAUGAAUGUGCUGAGUGUGGAAAAACCUUUAGAGUGAACUCAACCCUGGUCAUACAUCAGAGAAGUCACACUGGGGAGAAGCCCUAUAAAUGUGAUGAGUGUGGUGAAGCCUUCAGUCAACACUCAGGCCUCAACAAACACAAGUUAGGAGGGAAGCACAGAAACCCUCCUAAACCAAGAAAAUAUAUGUGUGAUGUAUGUGGGAAGACCUUUACGCAGUUAACUGGCCUGAGAAACCACAAAAGAAUCCACACUGGGGAUAAGACCUACCAAUGUCCUGAGUGUGGCAAGGCCUUCACAAGGGGAGAGCAUCUUAUUGAACAUCAGAGGAUUCACAACAAGGAGAAGCCUUAUCAAUGUAAAGAGUGUGGCAAAGCCUUCAGUCAGAAGGCAGGUCUUAGUCAUCAUCUCAAAAUCCACACAGUAGAGAAACCUUUCAAAUGUUCUGAAUGUGGGCGAGCCUUCAGCUGUAAGUCAAAUCUCAAUAAACAUAAGAGAGUCCACUCUGAGGAAAAGUCCUAUACGUGUAAAUAGUGUGGGAAGGCAUACAAGCAGAGAGCAUUGCUGAUCCAACAUCAGAGAGGCCACAUCCUACUAAGCCCCAGCAGUGGUGAAUGAGGUGAAGCCUGCAGUAGAAGCUCAGUUCUGAUUAAGCACCAGAGAAUCCACUAAAAUGACUUCUUGCUAAGGUGUUUGGUGACAACUUCAAGUAGAAUUCAGAAUUUUUUUUAAUUGAGAUAAAAUGUUUCUUGAACUUCCUUAUUUAAAGAACGUCAGGGCUUCCCUGGUGGCGCAGUGGUUGAGAGUCCGCC
Physeter macrocephalus (sperm whale) is the source of this 2825-nucleotide messenger RNA. Its product is annotated as zinc finger protein 345-like. The record is from RefSeq and is a predicted model, not a curated record. Gene Ontology annotation, biological process: regulation of transcription by RNA polymerase II. Lineage: Eukaryota; Metazoa; Chordata; Mammalia; Artiodactyla; Physeteridae. The transcript is spliced from 5 exons. Gene Ontology annotation, molecular function: RNA polymerase II cis-regulatory region sequence-specific DNA binding; DNA-binding transcription factor activity, RNA polymerase II-specific.